CACACAAGUCACAAACUCACAACCAUCGAUCAAUUAUUUUACACUAGUACAAAAAUCACAAACCCCCGUACUUUUUUUUUAAAAAAUAGAAGAAAUGUCUGAAUCGUCGAACGUAUCGGCGCCGUUGCUGCGGUCGUUGCAAGGGUCAUCGUCGGAGGCUGAAAAUUCCCCCAGGAUGCCGCAGACGACGACGUUGGCGCUUCUUUUAGGUCGAGCUGCAGGCCGCCGUGGCCCGUCAAUGUUAGUGAGGGAGACGGCAGCGCGUGAACUGGAGGAGAGGCGUGCUGACUGGGGGUACUCGAAGCCGGUGGUGGCGCUUGAUAUGAUGUGGAAUAUGGUGUUUGUUGCUGUAUCGUUGGUUACGUUGAGUUUUACUUUUGAUGAGAAGCCUAAUGUUCCGAUUAGGGUUUGGAUCUGUGGGUACGCGGUGCAGUGUUUGGUGCAUGUUCUGUUGGUGUGGACGGAGUAUCGGCGAAGGAGGAGGAGAGAGAUUGGGAGUGUUCGUCGUGGACGGGUUGUCGAUCUCGAGGCGGGCGAGUUUAGGGGGAGGUUUGAUUUGGAUGGGAAUGACAGUGAUGGGGAUGAUGAUGGAGUUAUGUUUGGGGGUUCUGCUCAGUCUAGUUUCUCCAAGAGAUGCGAAUCUGGGAACACAAUGGCAUCAUUUCUUUGGUGGAUAGUCGGCUUUUACUGGGUUGUUUCUGGCGGGGAACAGCUACUUCAAGAUGCGCCACGGCUGUAUUGGUGUGUUCCUAUUACCUUCCAAACACUAAAACCACCAUUCCCCAAUAAACUAAAGAAGUCGAGAAGAGCAAAAGUGGGAAACAUAAAGUUGACUGUUGUCUACCUUGCAUUUGAUGUUUUUUUCGCCAUAUUCUGUGUUGUCUUGGCCUGUUUAAUAGGGGUCGCCCUGUGUUGCUGUCUGCCAUGUAUUAUAGCAAUUCUUUAUACAGUUGCUGGACAGGAAGGUGCAUCUGAGGCAGAUCUUAGUGUGCUCCCCAAAUACAAAUUUCAGGCAUCAAAAAAUGAUGAUAUGCCUGAUAAAGGAGCUGGGGUGAUGGUUCCAGUGGAGUCUAGUAGUGGAUACGUGGUGUCUGAACGUGUUCUUUUACCUGAAGACGCAGAGUGUUGUAUAUGUCUCAGUUCAUAUGAUGAUGGAGUGGAGAUUCAUGCUCUUCCAUGCAACCAUCACUUCCAUGUAACUUGUAUUGUGAAAUGGCUUAAGAUGAACGCCACUUGCCCCCUUUGCAAAUACAACAUCGUCAAAUAAUAGAACAUGUUUGAACAUAGGAGGAAAACUGUUGAGUUCAUAUUGUAAUUUAUUUGUACAGGGAUUUAAGAAAGGAAGGCGAAUAUUUCCACGAGUAUGAUGGUCAUCAUUUUGGUUGGUUGAUGUGCUUCCUUUUCUGGUUGCAGUUGUCAUUCUUGUGUAGAAAGCUUACUACUGAUGGAUCCAGCAUUCCAGCCUAAUAAAUCCGAAAGUGUUCGGUUUGGUUAAAUGCCUAAAUGGAUGAAAGAGCUUCUGUUGGUAGCUAAGCUAUGUAUAUCAUUUUAUUAUAUUUUAUGAUUGUAUGUAUAGAGGUACGGAGAAUUCUCGCUAAGUUAAAAAAAAAGUUAUUGUAA
Messenger RNA from Spinacia oleracea (spinach), 1620 nucleotides. RefSeq names its product E3 ubiquitin protein ligase RIE1. The record is from RefSeq and is a predicted model, not a curated record. Gene Ontology annotation, biological process: ubiquitin-dependent protein catabolic process; protein ubiquitination. Gene Ontology annotation, molecular function: ubiquitin protein ligase activity. Gene Ontology annotation, cellular component: plant-type vacuole. The transcript has 5 exons. Lineage: Eukaryota; Viridiplantae; Streptophyta; Magnoliopsida; Caryophyllales; Amaranthaceae. The coding region runs from base 95 to 1267 and encodes 390 amino acids.